This is a messenger RNA of Pygocentrus nattereri (red-bellied piranha), 6615 nucleotides long. RefSeq names its product phytanoyl-CoA 2-hydroxylase interacting protein-like a (gene phyhipla). The coding region runs from base 124 to 1245 and encodes 373 amino acids. Gene Ontology annotation, molecular function: protein binding. The transcript is spliced from 5 exons. Lineage: Eukaryota; Metazoa; Chordata; Actinopteri; Characiformes; Serrasalmidae. Gene Ontology annotation, cellular component: cytoplasm. The record is from RefSeq and is a predicted model, not a curated record.
CGAGAGAGAGAGAGAGAGACUCCAAGAAGGGUGAGGACCGCUCGCGCCUCUCUUUCCCUCUCCAGCUCGCGCCAAAAAAGCGGAAAAAAAGCCCCUCUUUGACACCGCACGAGCCGGACAGACAUGGAGGGUCCGGGUCUCGGCCGCGGCGUCCCGGCGAGCCCGCGCGAGGGCCUCGUGAAGAACGUGAGCCUGGAGUCGCUCCAGCUGUGCGAGAGAGACGGUAAGGCAGAGGACAGCGGUGUGGUAGAGAUGGAGCUCCCCGUGCCUGUGAACAUCAGGAUCAGUAACAUCACCUGUGACUCCUUCAAGAUCUGCUGGGACAUGGACCCUCGCACCAAAGAGAAAAUCACUCACUACUUCAUCGACCUCAACAAGAAAGAGAACAAAAACUCCAACAAAUUCAAACACAAGGAUGUUCCCACUAAGCUUGUUGCCAAGGCGGUGCCGCUGCCAAUGACAGUGCGAGGCCAUUGGUUCCUGAGCCCAAGAACAGAGUACACGGUUGCCGUGCAAACGGCAUCCAAGCAGAGCGAUGGAGACUACGCCGUCUCAGAAUGGAGUGAUAUUAUAGAGUUCUGCACUGCAGAUUACUCGACUGUGCACUUGACUCAGCUGCUUCAGAAGGCUGAGGUCAUCGCUGGCAGAAUGCUCCCCUUCACAGUUUUCUACCGCAAUCAGAACCAGGAGUACUUCGACUACUGCAGAAACGAGCAGGGAGGCCGAAUGCUCCCUUCAGUGAAGGACAACAGCGGCAGCCACGGCUCUCCCCUGAGCGGUAAGCUGGAGGGCAUCUUUUUCAGCUGCAACACCGAGUUCAACACGGGCCAGCCGCCGCAGGACUCACCGUACGGCCGCUACCGCUUCCAGAUCCCGGCUGAGGAGCUCUUCGGCCCAGACACACGGCUCUACUUCGGUGACUUCUACUGCAUGUACACGGCCUACCACUAUGUCAUCCUGGUGCUGGCACCACGAGGCUCACCAGGAGACAUCUACUGCAGCGAGAGGCUGCCUGAGCUUGAUGUCACUGACAACCGCUUCCUGACGCGCGUGUGCGGCCAGGACGGACGCGUGGAGUUCCGUCACGCGCAGGACGUCAUCCUGGAGCUGAUCUACACAGAACCCGUGGAGCUGGCGCGGGGCAGCGUGGCUCAGAUCAGCGGACAUCAGCUCAUGAGCCUGUCCACCAUCAAUGCAAAGAAGGAUCCCAGCUGCAAGACCUGCAACAUUAGCGUGGGACGCUAACGCUAGCACUCACGCCCAAGCUCAAAGCUGGACUGUGUCCGACCCUCAGAUCACACACCUCACGAACUCGAACAUUAGCAUGGACUGAGAUCUCGUAACACAGAUUCAUCCCAAACAAACUAACCAUCUGUGUCCAAACCCUGAGAGCUGCAACGUGGGAAGCUGGCAGGCUCUCAUGCACACUCAAGCUGGACUCACUAAAGGGAAUUUUAGUAUAAUUCAGCUAUGGAGAUGAAAACAAAGUCAUUCAGAGUGUUUGACGUGAAAUGGUUCACUGUAGAGAAACUUCCCGAUUCCUUUACAGUGGUGAUAAGAAAUGGAAAUUAUAGCCAUUUUACUUACUAUACAAAAUGACCAGUGAACCUACACGUCUUCUGAGCUUUUGUAUGUAAAGUUGAUAAUAGUACAAUAGUCCUAUUUCUUUUUUUUUUUUUAGCUAUUUUGCCCUGCAUGUACCUCUCCGCCAUGACUGGGUACGAAAAACUAGUUUUUAGACCAAAACCUACCUGCUAAACUCUUGUAAUGUCAAUGCCACAGGUGUUCGGCAAUAUAUUCAUAGCCAUUUCAUGUAUUAACUUCCUAUGGUAUCGUUUUUAGAGGGCAAAUGCUUUGCACAUCUAGUUCCGGUCACCACCACUGUGUUUUUACUCCUCUGUAAAUUCCUCGAGGACGUGGCAUUUCACAUCGAACCACUCUGCAUGACUUUAUUUACAUCUUAACGACUGAAUUUUAGAAAUUUAGAAAAAUUGAUGGAAUUUAAAAUACUCUCACCUCAAAACAUCUAACAUGGACUAACACAUACAUUAAUUAAUCUUAGACUUACUAGCCACAAACCCAAAGAGCUUAGCAUGGAAUGCUAAGAACAUUGGCAUGGGGUGCUAAUGGUGACUAGCAGCCAAGCUGGACUAAGAAAUGACCCAUCAGAUGACACACCCCAAUAGCUACAACAUUAGCAUGGGAGACUAACGACAUUAGCAUGGGGAGCUAAUACUUAUCCAUUAUUAGAGUUUAUUAGUGCACUAAAACACACAAACUCACUGUACACUUACUAAACUUACAGGGUCUAACCUCUGACAUAAUAUCAACCUGGAUUUUGGGAAUUCAGUGUGGGAUGCUCAUCCAUGCUGACACAAUCUGGGAAUAUGUAAAAGCCCUAAAAUGAACCUAUAAUUCAACUUGCUCGACCCUCUAAUAGCAGCAUCCUGAGUAUUUUUUUCCUUUCCCAAAAGUCAGAGACCUUCAUUUAUUUAAUUUCCAAUAAAAAUGGCCAAAAAGUACAAGUUGUUCAUGUUUACAUUUUGAUGCUGAGGACAUUAGAUGGAAAAUCUCAGCGCUAUGGGUCUGAAAGGAUGUGCAGCUGUCAGGAAGCCCUUACUGAGAAAAGCUAGACAUGUUUCGGAGUACCUGGAUCGUGAGAAGCAGAAAGUGCAACACUGAGCUUUGGAGGUGUGGAAAAAUAUCUCUGCAGAUUUCUUUGAAAGACUGAAAGCUCUUUAGUAUUUAAGUUCCGUGUACUUUGUUGGUAACUAUAUGCAUUCUGCUUUUUUUCAACACUAAAAAAAAUGAACAACCUGUUCUUAAUAGCCAUUUCGACAGGAAAUUAAAUAAACAAGAGUAUAGGUCUUUGGCUUUUGACAGUACUGUACCUAUCCUGAGCAUUGAAACUUGCAUUUAAAGGCCUAUUAAAUGUCAAGACAUACUAACUGGCAAGGACUUAAGCUGACACUGUGGUCAUGGUCCUAAAGAUCCUAAAGAAGCACUUCAAGGAUGGAUUAAUGUGGACCACUUAUAUGUAAACACAAACACACUCAGCAUGACCGUGCUGACCUUCCAGCCCUCAGUUUCACCACAACCUCAGCUACCCUCUCCUGCUAGCUGUUUCAGUUUGGAAUGCCGACCAAUGCUGAAGAACCUCCGAAUGAACCGUAAUCGUAACUCCAGCCUGAACGCAUACGUGAAUAACUGAAUGCAGGGCACCAUGUACCACGUCUGGAUCCUUCUGUCCCACAUUGCUUGUCUAGGCUGAAUUAUCAGAGGCCUAAACCAACAUAUUAACUAAAGCAAACUGGCCUGGCACCAAAAUCCUUGUCUACAAAGAUGGAAAUGAAAUGGGAAGAAGAAUUAAGAAAAAGGACAAAGAAAGAAAGAAUGCAAAGCCCGUGUGCGCUCAUGGUGCUCCAUCUGCCCUUGUCCUGACACAAGCCGCUGAUAUUCUUUAAAAAGAGUGAAGAAAGAACACCUAUGAACUCACAUAGCCUUACCUGUUCGUCCUAUCGCCUGAGGAAAACAUCACCAAGACACAACUGACGUCAGAAACAACUCAAACCAACAAACCCUACUUUGCGUCGCCUGCUCCAGGAAUUUCUAUACUAAGGAAAGUUUUGAACUGAGAAAGUUUAGCAGGUUUUCCAAGCAAGGAUUAAGCCCUGUUUAGAUAUGAAAUGAAUUUUCAGUGACAAUUUACUCAAAACGAGGCUUAAUCUUGGUUUGGAAAAAAUGCUUCUGAAGGUUCCGCUUUUCCAUGCGACUAGUCAACAUUCCACCUUUUUCCUCACUGGCUUUAUGCUCUUGCAUAGAGACCUGUUUAUUUUUACAAUCUAUUCGCAGUUCUCCUUUAAGCAGUUGUCACUUUUAUGUUCGUUUUGCUUUGUUUUUAUGAGAAUUGCUGUUUUUCUUUGUACGAAAGGUUUCCUGGAGAGAAUGGAACGCCGUGCAUGUGUAUUUGUGAGCGUGAGUGAGUGAGAGAGAUUUUGUGCUGGAUCGCCCAGCAGCUUUAUUCUGCAUGUUCAUCGUGAAAUUGAUGUGGUCUCGUUUUUUCGACAUUUCUGACCCUCAAAGCUGUGCUAUUGUAUGCCAAAGGUGUCUCGGUGAGAAAUGUUUAACCAAACUGUGCUUAACACAAAGGAGAUGACACGAGUCAGCCUCGUUACAGGGGUGACAAAAGUCCUAACACUGGAUGAUUCAAUGCAACACAGGCACGAUUCGCUGAGGAAACUCAAUGCCAGUCUGGACGCGGAUGUUUGUUGCUAAGCUUAAACGGUGAGCCCUACUCACAGGUCCAGCAGCUCCAACAUCUUUUCUACUAAGUUGUCACAGCUGCACAAAAUAGGUUCAGUGUUUUCAAGCCUAAAGUGUACAAAUGAUUUAUUGUUAUUAUUAGUAGUAGUAGUAGCAAAUGAAUGAUCAGCUUAGACAAUGUAUGUAAUGGUUAUCAACUGAUAUACAGUACUGUGCAAAAGUCAGUAACACUGUCAGCCCUGCUGCAUAACACUGACAUAGCCUUGACAUAAACAUAUCACAGUAGAUGUCAUGACAAAUGUUUUACUCUAAUAUUACAGGGUCAUAUUACCAUUACUCGCCAUCAUAAUUAUGGAUAUUUUAUGUCGUGCCAGCUUAUGUCACACUAUAAUUUUCGCUAUGUUUACUGUCGUGACAAUUACCGCUAAUGGUGAUUUUACACGUUAAAUCUAUCUUGAUAUAUUUAUGGCAUGGGUAUAUCAAUGUUAUAUACGUUCUUUAAAAAGAUGGUUCUUCAAAGGUUCUUUGGUAACGAAAAUGGCUGUAAUUAGAACCAUGAACACUCAAAGAACCCUUUGUGUGGUUAAAGAGUUCAUUGCAUCAUGUACGUGUUCUUCAGAUUGAUGGAGAAUGUGGUGUAUGUGGCAAAAAUGGUUCAAUGUAGCACCCAAAAGGGUUCUUCUAUGGUUACAAUAUUAAGCGUGUAAGAAUAAAAGGACCAUGUUGGGUGCUAUACAGAACCCUUUCCAAAAAGGGUUUAUAUAGAACUAUCUAUAGCACAUUCAUGCACGUUUUCCAUCAAUCUGAAGAACCCUGUCAUGAUGCAAAGAACCCUUUAAUCAUGCAAAGGGUUGUUCUAUGUAGAGCUUCUUGCAUCUUUUUAAGAGUAAACCGUUACCCAAAAGUCUGAGAAAACAGUAUGGAAAGCUAUUUUUCUUGGCAGUACUAGUUUGUUUAUUGAAAAAAAACCCACUAAUAUUAAGCUUAGUACAGUUACAGUCCAACUGUUUGUCUAACCAGUCCUUUAUUAAGUUAAAGCAGGUGUUCUGCUGAUGGAAUUGAAUAAAUCUAUGCACUAGCUGGAGUGCAGUGAGAACCAGAGCUCUUCUGUCUUAUACUGACCUACUUAUCGCUGCUGUCGGAACAAAACCUUGUAUCUCCAAAAUAACUUUACAGAUUUUUAAAUUUAAAACUAUUUUACUUUUAAUGCAAGUCAAUCUAACCAGAAUUUUUUCCAAGUAAUUUUGGACCAUUUCUUGGUCCAUUCUUUUUAUUUACACACAGUGUAAAGAGCAGCCGGCAUUUUUAAAUUAUGUCAAAGAUGGAGGUUUUGUUCUGACAGCAGCGAUAGUCUUUACUUCAAACAACUCAUUAUUUAUUUCUACCUGUGAGCAUUUUAAUGGUAUAUAGUGACAAAAAAAUGCACUUAAGGUUGAACAGUUUUCAAAAGGCUACUUAAGACUUUUGCACACUACUGUGAUUUUAAUAUCUGUUGGAUCAAAAUCAAAGGUAUUCAGUUCUCCUUGUACUCUGAACAGAUCAGCCAAGACCUGUCUGGUGUCUGGCAGUGGAGUAGGAGGCUAUAUUCUGGGAGACAACAGACUUCGAUUACUUUUUAGCUACAUUAGCCUCCAGUGCAAAACUAAAGAAGCCCGUCAGACACCAAACAUGCUUUUUAGCAGAUCGACUGUGUUUGACCCCAGAAUGGGAAACUGGCUUACUUGAUUUUCCGGUGAACUAUUCCUUUAAAAAUGUAUAUACGUACAGCAUUACCCACAAGCCACUAAGACAAAAAGAUUUCACUGUUUUCCCCUUUAACAUCAGUAUUAGUUUGAAACUAGGACUUGAACAUUUAUCCCAUACGCAGGAUCAGCAGGCCUAACAGCUGCACUGAAGCAAAACUGCUUAGCGUAAAACCUGCCAUUUUUGUCCGAGAGCACCCAUUUUUGUGGAAUAUCCUCCUUUUUGUGACAUUUUUUAAAACUGUCCUUACAAAUUUCAGUUCUUUUCCGGUACAAAAAACUCACCACAGCAUCUUCUUACAUAACAUUUAUUUCUCUUUGAUAGAAAACAGAAAAAUAAGACAGCUUAUUAAGCAGAAUUGCACAGAAAAAAGCUCAUGACAGUAAAAACAAUGAUUACAUGUGCAGUUUGUCUUUGCUGCAUUUCCGCAACACCAGGCCAACAGCAGGCAAUCUGUAGCAGCACUGCACUCUAUGCAGCACCGACAGAAACCACCUUUCAUAUCAAAUUCGGAUUCAGUUACAGAGAGUGCAGUCUUAAUACUCUCUCUACCAGUUGUGGUCACUGUGAAAUGAUAGCUUAUGUACCUGAGACGUGCAAAUAUUUCAG